Messenger RNA from Lolium rigidum, 2194 nucleotides. RefSeq names its product F-box protein At2g32560-like. The record is from RefSeq and is a predicted model, not a curated record. NCBI's taxonomy places the organism in Eukaryota, Viridiplantae, Streptophyta, Magnoliopsida, Poales, Poaceae. Gene Ontology annotation, molecular function: protein binding. The transcript is spliced from 5 exons. The coding region runs from base 637 to 1851 and encodes 404 amino acids.
AGGGGCGGCGGAGGGCGACGGUGAGGUGAGGUGAGAGGGGAAGCUGCCUGCGUGCACCGUGCCCCGGCCGGGCCCCGCCCACGCUGUCCUCCCUCCUCUUGCUCACUCACUCCCACCAAAGCUCUCCUCCUCUCACCAACUCUCUCUUAUCUCCUUCCAAGAUCCCUUUUCCAUUCCCCCUUUCGUCUUUGCUAAGCUAGCUAGGACCAUUCUUUGAUCUUUCCCUGGCUCCAAAUACCCCCGUUCCAGCUGCCUGCGGAGAUCCGAUUGUUCCCUCCUGCCCUGUCCUGCUUGCGACAGAGUGAUUAAGCUCCAAUUUGACUUGUUGAUUCUUGGUUCCUGCGUCUCCCCUUCUUCCCCGGGCUUCGAUUCCACCGAAUCCCGCCCGCCUAAUAUUUUGUUUGUAAAGUGGGUUCCAUCGCGUCACCCUCACGGUGUCUCCGAUCGGCCGGAGAAAGCAGCUAGCCAAAAGGCAGGUUCUUGAUGCGGUUGUGGUCGUAGCGGCGGCAGCAGCAUCUCUCCUUUCUUUCUUUCUAUCCACUGGGACUGCGUGGUGGCUCCUCCUCGUCUUGUUGUUUAUCUGCGAGGAGCACUGGGCAACCGCAGUGCUCCGCGCGCAUUUUCCGACUCUGAUCGAUGCUUGCCCUGGUCGCCACCUUCGUCUUCUCCUGCCUCCUCUUCUUGUCCAAGCCAUGCGCCCGUGACAUGAGAUUGUUCCUCGCCUCCAUCUGCCAAGAACUCGCGCUCUCGCUGCUCGGAUUCUUGGCCGGCUACAGGCUGCUCGGAGGCGUCGCCUCCACGGCCACGGCCGCCGACGCCAUGCCGCUCAUGCAGUCCUUCAAGAGGAAGCGCCCAGCGGCCAAGAUGGAGAGCGCCGAGGACACCGGUGAGCCCUCCGUGCUCGACCUCCCGGAGCUGGCAAUCGACUGCAUUCUCGCCAAGCUGCCGCCGGCAGAGCUGCGGAACAUGGCCGCCGUCUGCCGUUCCAUGCGGGACCGAUGCCGGAGCGACCACUUCUGGGAGAGCCACAUGUCCCGCAAGUGGGGCUCUGUCCUGGGCACCGCCGCCAGGGAAGAGUGGAGGUCGUAUCUGUCCUCGUCGACCGCGCCCGGUGGCGGCGCCUCGUGCGGCUCUGCUGGCAGCGCCAAGCACCGGAGGUGGCUCGCCGCGCUGUCCUGCGUCUGCCCGGUCGUGUCCUGGAUGCGGCCUAGGGCCGACGGCGGCGCCGGCAGGUUGGCGGGCCCUGUGCUCGAUGAUUCCGUCAUGUCGUGGUAUCUCCACAUGGAGAGCGGCAAGUUUUGGUUCCCGGCACAAGUCUACAACCGAGAGCAUGGACAUGUUGGGUUCAUGAUGUCAUGCUAUGAUGCAGAGCUCAGCUAUGAUUUCCGCACAGACUCGUUCCGUGCAAGGUAUCCACCACACGGGCGACGAACUGUCGUCGUGGAGGAUGGUGUGCAUUGGGACAGGAUCAGGGCAGCUCCGGUGGAAACCCUUGCACAUGAUCUGCAUGCCUCUGACAGCCUACAUCAACUCCGGCCUGGCGAUAACAUUGAAAUUCAGUGGAGAAGGAACAAGGAGUUCCCAUAUGGCUGGUGGUAUGGAGUUGUUGGCCACUUGGAGUCAUGCGAUGGAAAUGAACACUUUUGUCGGUGUCAUCUUAGUGAUACUGUUGUGCUGGAGUUCAACCAAUACACACCUGGCUCAAGAUGGAGGCAGUCUCUGGUCAACCGGAAGGACCACAGGGAAGAGGGCAACGAGGGCGUUGGAUUCUACGGUGGAAUAAGGAAACUCCACAAAAAGGAUGAAAUCUCCAAGUGGAAGCAGCUGUGGCCAACAGAUAUCCUGGAAUAACACGCUAUUUUGUCAUUACGAUGCAUCAAGAUGGUUAACUGAUUGAUACCUUCCAUUGAUUCAAUCGACGCCGUCCCUCUGUUCAAGCUGUACACACGGAUAGAACACGAGGUGACAGAUCUGGUAGCUGGACACGGUUGUAAACUUACUGUCAGGCAAAAUAAACGCAGACUGCUUCUUUAUUUAGGGGACUGUAGGCCUGCAAUAAAGCCUACAUCAUCCAGUGUAUGUAUGUAACCGCAGUCUGUGCCCUUUUUGCCUGCUGUCGUAGUUCUAGAGCAGAAAGAUCAAAUGUAAAUUACAAUUUAGUUCAGAUUUACGACACAUUUGUCGCAAUUGUCUC